Sceloporus undulatus (fence lizard) is the source of this 2019-nucleotide messenger RNA. Its product is annotated as CD209 antigen-like protein E. The coding region runs from base 121 to 900 and encodes 259 amino acids. The record is from RefSeq and is a predicted model, not a curated record. Lineage: Eukaryota; Metazoa; Chordata; Lepidosauria; Squamata; Phrynosomatidae. The transcript is spliced from 9 exons.
AAGAAGGUGAGGAAAGGAGGAGAUAAAUCAAGUGAGGUGCCAUGGCAUCAACACAAGGCAGCCCUAGAUUCAGUACAGGAUGACACACCACUCAGUGUCAUAAGAUAAAAUCGCAUCCCAAUGGCAGAAGAAACAAGUACGUUCCCAACAGAAAGCAAAACGAACACAACAGGAGAAGUUACACUGAACGAAGCAAAGAAACUAUUCUUCAAAACACUGGGAGAUGAAUAUUGUCUCUAUGGCCUGGCUGCGACUUCAUUUAUCCUUGCUGCUGUGAUGUAUACUAUAUAUCACGUAGCAUACAAUAAAUACCAAGACAUUCACGAUGCAGUGGCCAUGCUGCGGCAAUUUGCCAUUGAACAGGACCCAAAAUUUGAAAGGAAAAGUGAUCUUGAAGUGAUUGAGCUAGCUCAAAACCUAUCCAACCAAUUGAUUGAAGUAACCAAUGAAAAUGAGGAACUCCAGGGUGAAAUUGAUAAGGUUACUGCAAUGCUUAGCACGUGGGCAUGGUACAACAGGCACCUGUACUACUUUUCCAAAGUUGAACUCACUUGGGAGGAAUCCAAAAGGCAAUGUAAAAGGAAAGAAUCUUAUUUGGUUUCUGCGAGGUUUCCUGAAGAACAGGUCUUUUUAGACACAGAAGCCACACGUCUCAAUGGUGGGUUCUGGAUUGGGCUCCGUAAGAACCCAGAGGCGAAGGAAGGCUUACAGUGGUUUAAUCGCCAAAGAGUUGGGCCUUUGUUCUGGGAUGUGGAGAAAGGCCAGCCCACCAAUGAUGGUGAUUGCGUUUACAUAGGACCGCUUUGCAAAAUUAAAAGUUGUUGGCGUAUCGCUCCCUGUGACAGUAAAAAAAGGUAUAUUUGCAAGAAGUUGCCUGACCCAUAUUGGUUCAAUUUGUAAGAUGCACAGUACUGGGUUUGCUACCUCUUCAGACACAACUUGGAUGAAAAGCCCCCCUGGAGGGAAGCAUGGACAAACGGAACAUUUUGAAACUUGUCGGUUAUGUACAUGUACCCAGAUUUGUGACUUUACCUACUCAUUGUGAUCUUGACAAUCUAUAUGUUGGCAGGUAUGAAAAGGACUGUUGUGAUGCUAUAGAUCAAGUUUUCUCAAAUUCAAGUAUGAUCUCUCUGGGUCUUCUCCUGGGUACUUCCAGAAUCUAAUUGUAAAACUGAUAAAUUAUUCUUAAAGCACUAAAACAAUAAAAUAUUUCCUUAAAAUUCAUUCAUAAGUGGCAUAAACUGAGGAUUUUAAAAGAAAAGGCAGGGUUAUGGAAAUAAGACCUCAGUUGGCGGAAGAAUUAGAGCAUAUCAAUUUAUAUUACAUUUUGGCGUGUGUGUGUGGAAUGCACUUUGAGCCCAAGCUGACCUCCUAGGGGCACCGCCAUUUCUCCAAAGCGGAGGCAGCUUGCAAAGAAGUGGCUAGGAGCCCUAGAGAUAAGACUGGAAAAUCUGCGCAGGAAGUUUGGGAGUUGCUAGACAAGAAAAACCAUUGCCUCCAAAAACCAACACAAUGCUUGCUCUUGGUUUUCAGCCUCACACCUGAUGGCCCAGUGAUUAAGUCAACGGCCAGCUAUUCAUCUGUUUGCCUUCCUUGAUUGUGUCCAGAUCCAAGUGCAUUGGCUCAGUCUAUUCUUCACCUUGGUUUAACAACAGCCCAGGGCUUUAUACCCUUUGUCUUGACUGCAGCUAAGCCAUUAAGUUCAUUGCUAGAGGCUAGAAACUGUCUAUAUAAGCUUCAGUCUAAACACACACCACUGUGCUAUAUUCAGAAUACAGCCUGGCUUCACGUCAGACCGAACUCUGAUUUUAGCUCCCUCUGCCAUUUACUCCCACGUUUCGGCAGCCAUGUCCUUUCAUCAUCUACAUCUACAUUGGCUUCCCAGAGAAGCCUUCGGAAGUAAGUAUCUCCCGUAGAUUUGCCUCUCUCAACUCUCUCCUGAUUUCCCUACUUGACUUCAUUGAGAAUUGCGUGUGUGUGUGAAUGCCCCUUUGCUGCGUGUUUUGUUUCCCCCUUUUA